CAGCGACAUGGGAUGCUUGAAAAAAAGCGAAAGAAGAUGAUGGAGGAAUUCGAAAAGCAAAAGGAGCAGAUUUCGAAGGUAGGCAUGCGUAACAUUAGAAAAACGCAAACUCAGAGGAUUAUUUCUCCAAAGUGACAUGACCGCUAAAAUGGACACCCAACCACAGGACAAUCAAGUUCGCAUAGGAUCCGACAAGUUUGCGGCUGCUGUUACCGAUAUCGAUUCAAAAUUGAAGACAAGUACUGUCGGUUUGUUCGAACUGAACGAUUUUCGUAGAAUCAAAGAGGAUAUUGAGGAACAACAACGUCAGGAGGCUGCCAGGACGGCAACAGUAGGGUAAGGAGGUCAUGUCCGAUGAUA
This is a messenger RNA of Umbelopsis ramanniana AG, 360 nucleotides long. RefSeq lists its product as uncharacterized. The transcript has a single exon. The coding region runs from base 137 to 340 and encodes 67 amino acids. The record is from RefSeq and is a predicted model, not a curated record. NCBI's taxonomy places the organism in Eukaryota, Fungi, Mucoromycota, Umbelopsidomycetes, Umbelopsidales, Umbelopsidaceae.